Messenger RNA from Drosophila teissieri, 771 nucleotides. RefSeq lists its product as uncharacterized. The transcript has a single exon. Bases 88 to 678 code for a protein of 196 amino acids. NCBI's taxonomy places the organism in Eukaryota, Metazoa, Arthropoda, Insecta, Diptera, Drosophilidae. The record is from RefSeq and is a predicted model, not a curated record.
AUUUUAGCCAGUGUAUUCCAUUCAGAUAAAGCACAAGCCUAUUUUCAUUCCAAAUUCUGACAAUUUACUUAUAUCAAUAUCAAUACAAUGUCCCGUAUGUUUAACAGGGAAGAAAUUCCCAGAGACAGAGGACUGGCCCAGGAGCUGAGGAGUGAAAUAACCCGCAACUCGGCGGAGUUCAGUUUCAACUUCUGGCAGGAGUUCGAGCACAUCCGGUCGACCCAGCGAAGCCGCAUGGUGCAGGAGCGCUUGCAGCGGGAGAGGAUUACCACUCUGAUCCGGGAUGGACAAGAGGAGGCCAACCAGGAGGCGGAGGCCCUGAGCCGAUCGAUCAGCGCCCAUGGCAUCACCUCGACCACUUUGCCAUCGGCAUUGUCAGCAAUUCCCACUGCGUCCAUGGUGAAGAACUCCUUGGUCCAGGGAGUCAAAAAUGUGUCUAAUCGCACGAGUUCGGGCGUCAAACGGAAGUCGCCGAAGCAGAGGUUCCAAGCACCCAAGACGAAUAGGCCCAGACAAAGGAACGAGUCCGAAGGUGAACCUACCCUGCCAUCUCCUGCCCCCUCCCACAUUCCAAGUGCACCACCACCCUCCCGGGCCACGAUGGUCACCCCGAAUAUCUCCAACGGCGUAACUCCCAAUAUUUCAAAGUAUCGAUUGGCCAACAAGCCCAAAAAGUGAUCGUUCUUUGUGGGUCAAGGAUACCAAACGUUGGAUGCCCUAUUAGUAGUAAAAAAAUGAAGUGCAUUACCAUAAACUACACAAUAUAUUAAU